Eruca vesicaria subsp. sativa (arugula) is the source of this 715-nucleotide messenger RNA. Lineage: Eukaryota; Viridiplantae; Streptophyta; Magnoliopsida; Brassicales; Brassicaceae. The record is from the annotation of a GenBank genome assembly.
GGAAGGGAAAGCUUGGGAAAGGAAGAUGACGACGAUUCGUAGAUUCAGCUGCAACGACCUUCUCCGCUUCACCUCUGUGAAUCUAGACCACCUCACUGAAACUUUCAACAUGUCAUUCUACAUGACCUACUUGGCGAGAUGGCCUGACUAUUUUCAUGUUUCUGAAGGUCCUCCUGGCAAUCGAGUCAUGGGUUACGUAAUGGGUAAAGUUGAAGGGCAGGGUGAGUCCUGGCAUGGUCAUGUGACAGCCGUCACUGUCUCUCCAGAAUAUCGCAGGCAGCAACUUGCUAAGAAACUGAUGAACCUUCUUGAAGAUGUCAGUGAUAAGAUUGAUAAGGCCUACUUUGUGGAUCUUUUCGUGAGAGCUUCUAACACACCAGCCAUCAAGAUGUAUGAGAAGCUUGGGUACAUAAUCUACAGACGGGUUCUACGCUACUAUUCAGGGGAGGAAGAUGGGUUAGAUAUGAGGAAGGCAUUAACAAGAGACGUAGAGAAAAAGUCUGUGAUUCCUCUCAAGAGACCCAUCACUCCUGAUGAACUUGAAUAUGAUUAAGUCUACCAAUGUCUUUAUAUUCCUUUUGUUCUUGUCAUGUUUUUUUGUAAUAAUAAUUGUAUUAAACUUUUAUAUUUCCUUCCACACAAAUUUUAAUUUUAGUUUUAGUUUGAUUAUUUCUUAAUGUAAUGGCGCGGUCUGUCGUUAUAGUUUUUGUGAUGG